Molecule: messenger RNA, 5381 nt
Organism: Cynoglossus semilaevis (tongue sole)
Lineage: Eukaryota; Metazoa; Chordata; Actinopteri; Pleuronectiformes; Cynoglossidae
Gene: tmem91
Product: transmembrane protein 91
Exons: 4
Coding region: 1520-2272 (250 amino acids)
Cellular component (GO): membrane; intracellular membrane-bounded organelle
Source: RefSeq, a predicted model, not a curated record
GGGUAAACAGGCUUUAGGACCCAGGGGAUGGCGGUGCUGCUGUAAUAAGGGAAGACAACUAGAAUGAGAGUGAAGAGAACAAGUAGGAGGAGAAGGAGGGAGGAGGACAGAUGCAGAGAUCUGUUUUUGGAGGCUCGGAGAAAGGCUGCAGUUGACAGAGGAGGGUCGACACGUAGCGGUGGACGCUGCACCAACCACGGCAACAGGGAUUCGUGAGAGAGGAGGAGCAGAGAGGAGGCUCUGUGCUGAGGAGAACAUUGUCUGCUGCUGACCAGCUGUGUAGAACAGGUUCAUCGGCAGGAACACCGAGAACGCCACCGACAGCUCCUCGGGUAGAAGACUUUGAUAAGUUCGACACACAGUAGGACAGUAGAACUUAUCUCCCAACGACAAACACGAGGACAAUGUGCUGACAACUUACAGUAACGUGUAGUGACACGGUUUUCCCUCUGCACAAGCCCACGCUAGAAAGAACUGACAGUGUGUGAAAAGACCAUCUAUUAUAUAUACAGUUAUAUGGAUGGUGGACAAACUGGGACUGUGGAUUCUCCACCGGAACAAGUCCCUGAUAGGAAGAAAACAGCCUUCUCAGUCAUCAGAGACGCGGUCUUUGAAUCAACAUAAUGUUCCUCUGUCCUGAGGAAACCCCCUCGACGUGGACAAGGACCAUUAAAAUUACAUGUCCCUAAGGAGAACUGCCAUAAAUCCAGAGCAGCCCACUUUGAUACCUUAUUUAUCAAUCUGUGCAGCAACAACAGAGGAACAGGAAGGUCCACUGAUCUGCUGGUGUUCACUGCAGUGGUCCAUUUUUGAAGCAUCAUCAAUCCAGCCUCCUGCAGGUUCUGAUGCCUCCUGUCUUCUGUUUCAUGGACUUUCUUCGUCAAGUUUUUCUCAAGUCCUCCGUCUGCAUCGUCCGUUGUGUUGUUAACCAGAAAGACUGACAUCAGGUGUUUUUUUUUUGUUUUUUUGUUUUUACUCAAAACAAUGAGACUGUGCUGAGGCAGAGGCCUAACAUGUUAUUGAUAUAGACUUUGUCAGGACAGUGCCUGAGGGCAGGCACAGAUUUUAUUGAUCGGUCUGAGCCUAAUCACAAUCUAAUAUCAUUACGGUCGACAUUUCCUUACAAUGUAAAAAAAAACACAACGUAUUUUUCAUUAUCAUUCGUGUGUUCUGUCAAAUGGAAGGCACCAGGCGAAUCCUGAGCUGCUGCACAGUGAAACAUUUUCUCAUUACACAGAAGGAAAGGCCGUCUUCAAAACACCUACUCAGCCGUAGCACUUCAUCUCACUGCACAUAAGGGGUUUGAUGAACCUAAUGUGUGUUGCCCUCUGGACGCAACCCUGUUUAGAAAAAUUAAAAGAAUAGGAUUAAAAUGGAUUAUGGGAGAAAACACCGAAAAACCAGCACAGCAGCUGCUUCUGCAUAAGCUGAUUGGACGCUGUCAGCCGCUAAGUGUUUGUAAAUUACAUUAGAUUGUUGAUGUGGUGGUCUCCUGUGUGGGUGGUAUUAACAAAGACAGAUGGAGAAUCCGGAUGAGCUGGAGCACCCUCUUCUCGGAGAAAACCCCAGUAACAGCUGGGCCACAGCUCCGGGGCUGGUGCCCAGGACUGGACAGGCCUCCGGUGCCUUGUUCAAGGGCAUCCUGGUGAAGUGUGAGGAGGACAGGGCCUACCCUCCCUUUGCAUGGAGGGGUUAUUGUGGACAUCAUCCUGAGCUCCAGCAGCAGCAGCAGCAGCAACAGCAGUUACUGGAUCCAUGUGCUUUACCGCGCACACUGGAGUCCUUUUACCCAGCGGCCCCCAUCUGGAACAAUACAGACUCCAUGGUUACUAAGGACUACCUGGAGACCACGUUUGUGGACAUUCAGCCCGGCUCCACCCUGGAGAAGAAGCUACUGGCUGAGGCUCAGGACUACCAAAGUGUGUCCUACAGCAUGGACGAUGAGGAUGACCUCCUGCCAGACUCUGACGACUCGUCGAUCGAUGACUUCAGUGACACAGAUAGUGACACCAACUUCCCCCUCAUGAUCCCUCAGGACUACCUGGGUCUGGCCUUCUUUUCCAUGCUUUGCUGUUUUUGGCCCCUGGGAAUCGCUGCCUUCUACCUUUCGCAGAAGACCAACAAGGCAGCAGCUCAGGGGGAUUUUCAGGGGGCCAACGCUGCAUCGCGCCAGGCUCUGUGGCUGUCCGUGCUCUCCAUCGUGUUUGGAAUCAUUACCUACAUCUGCGCCAUCACUGCACUGAUUUCCUACCUGUCUGGGAAACCACCGUAAAGUAGGGAUUCUACUCUCACGUGUAUUGAGCGUAUACACACAAGCGAACAUAUCACCUGUGAAAUAAUUUGUCUCUGUCUGACAAUCCUAUCUGCAUUCAUGUCUUAUCUCCACGAAGGAGCUCGGAACGGAGGGUAAAGGUAUGACUGGAGCACUGGCUUGGAUUAUCAUCUCAAAUUGGAUUAAGACAUAAUUAAAACCCUGCAACAGAAGAAAAUCACUGAGCAUAAUUUAUCACUCCUUCCAGUCUGUGUUAUUUAUUUCACCACCAAGCGUCUUAAAUUACCUGCUUAAUUUAUUAAUAUAAAUAUUUGCCACGGUCAUCAUCAGUUUAGGCAUGGCUGAAUGGGGGAAAAAAUGUAAAAAAAAAAUUCAGAUGUUAAUGUGACAAUGUAGAUAUCACAAAACAAUAAAGAGGCAGAAGAAACCAGGAGACACCUGGCUCCGUCUGCCUGAGAGAGGAGGAGAGAGCAGUUUAUGACGAAAGAGUCUGCAAAUUUAUGGCAAGGUCGGAGCAAGGACGCUGCAGAAGCUAAAUCCUGGUGGACCUGGCUGUUUGAGGGUCUGAGCCAACAUUGUCGCUUAAGGGACAAUUUCUAUGACCUACGACAGGCAAGGUGCAAUAUUGUCUACUGUGAGAAUCCCAAAUUUUGGUUCUACACCUCUGGCCACAGCGAAUGACUCACAGGGCAACACUGCAAACUGUACAUGGAUCAUUGACCCGCCUCGUUCACCGUGUACCUGCAGAAAUGACUGAUUCUGCCUUUUCCCCGCCAAGUCGAUUUUGCACCUCAGUGUGGAAACGCAGGCAAAAUCAAAGUGGAGAAUGAGGAGCAGCGCCAUUAUUAAAGAACAUAAAAAUGAGUAAGUGUGGAGUUCAAUGGAUUUGAAAUGAAAUGCAGAGUCAUGAUGCAAACACUGGCCUCAGAUACAGAACUACACGAGCCGCUUCACACGGUGUUCUGCAUUCACAAGGGAAAUAUGACAUUGACAGAAGGCGCAGGGCUGCAAGAAACACCGCCAAAAAAUAGUCCCAGGCUGCUCCUUUUCUCUGGUUCCCAAAUAUAGAUUCUUCUAUUUCCUCUCCUAUAGCAUAAAGAACAAAGUCUUCUGUUCCCAAAGUCUUUUAGGCACUUUGUGUAAAAAAAAAAGGGUGAUCCCAAAAAAUUCACGUAAACAUUGAUGCAGGUGAGCACUGGAUUCAAACAAACCUGGUUAAAACCUGACUUCUUCGCCAUGCAAUGCAUGAGUCAGCAACACCUCGUUUUCGUCACAUCUGCAUGGUGAGUUGAGUCACUCUCUGCUUUUGUCUUGACUCACGGAAAGAGCAACUUUGACAGAACGCACACAUACAUUUUUAAAGAAAAACAAAAUAAUGAGCCUAAUUGUGCCAAUAAAUAUGAAGAGGAAUAAUAUGUGAACCAACCUAGCUGUUGAUUACCCAAAUGUGAACUUUUUUUUAAAUGUAGAUGUAUAGUUUUAUAGACUCCACCUUGAAAAUAAAACCACUGCAUCGCUUAUGUUCUCUUGUGUAACUUGGUAAGUAUUGAUUGUUUUAUGUGAACAACCUAUUUGUCCAACUUCUGUGUGUUUCAUUCCUGAUUAUGGGAAAAAACAUCCAGAGUGUACAUGUGUGCUCAACAUAGGUUUACAUGAGUGAGUAUGUAAGGACACAAGGACAUGUUUGAACACCAACACAUGGAAAAUGCGUCAAGGCCAUAAGAUAUCUGUGGACACAACGUAGUCUUCACUGGGCGUUGAUAGAACAACACAUAUCUGACAGAUUCACUGUCCCCUUACAUGUGACCCAAAUUUGAACACACACGUCAGUAGCAGAUCAAACAGACUUAGAAUCUGGAACCACAGCUUGAUCAGGAAAAUGUUAAAUAAUCAGCAAAUUUUUAGAUUUUUAUAUAUUACAGAACCCUGGGGGAGCACUUUCAGUCUUUUCUAGAAUUUACUGAGGGCUACGUGUGGGUCCGGCCAUUUUUAUACACAGUGUGCUUUAGAGGUCUUCAACCACCUGGUCUUGUCUGGACCAGUACCUGGUUGUGGUUCACUUGGGUACAGGCUGAAGAGUAAAAAAAACAAAACAUUAUAUUCAUUAUAUUGAAAGGAAAAUAAGAAGAUAUUGAUUAUAUGUGCCAUAUAUUCUUUUUUUUUUCCUUGUUGAAAAUUCUCAAUUAAAGACAACUUUUUUUAAGUUAUGACAUGAAAUAACGUUUUGUCUGAAAUGUCCAUGAAGGAUACAGGAGAUAGGAGAGACAUACUUGUAAUACAGGUUGAUUGUGACAUGAUUCUCACGUGCCAAACUCUUUUCACAAUUUGUCGUUUGACAUUGUGGUUUUACCUGUAUGCACCUUAGAUUUAUUUUGACAUUUAUUGUCGUAUUUUAUUUAUUUAUUUUUCGCUGCAUCUUGAUGACAAGUCUGUAAGAAUAUUCUUACAUGGAACUGUUCUGUGACUCUGGAAUGGUGGGAACCUCUGGUCCUUUCUGUCCACCUACAGACAAAUGCUGUCUGAAAACAUCUGUAUUGCUGAGUGUAGUGUGAUGUGGUUUUAAUCCUUACUCAUUUGGACAUUUACUUCAGUGGUAAAACACAUUUGAUAUUGAUAAUUCUAACUAUACAUACAGAUUGGUGGCGCUUUGGACCAGAGGCAAUGUCUCUGUCAUUGGUGUAGAACCCCAGGGUUCACCUCCUGGGUGAGUUCAAAUCCCAGUUAGAGCGGUUGGUACCUCCUAGUGGACUCACCACCUGCAGGAAGGUUCAGGGAGGUUGGUACGGUGUAAUGUGAUUUGGGUGGCGGUCAUGGAGACUGCUGACCCUGCGACCCAGAACAGUUAAGCAGAUGAAAAUGGAUGGAUGGACGUACAGAUUGGUCAUGUCGGCCUUAGACAAAGUCUGAGGACAUUUGUCUCAGUUUGAGUCACUUUUACAGGUGCUGCCUGAGUGAAGCUGAGUGGACAACUUGUGUUAGUCCAAGGUGGUGGCACGUGAGAUUUGUUAUAGGAAAAUAAUUAUCUUUUUUCCCAUUUCAUGUUGUUGUAUUUAUUGUAAAAAUAAAACAAACAAAAAAAUCAGUAAUUCUUAAUAAAUGCACUUGUUGA